AUGCACAGCAGCAACUUGGAAGGACCUGCUUUCCAUUUUGUAUUUUUUUUUCUCUUUUUAACCUGUGCUGCCUCAGGUGCCCAGCCAGGGGUGAGCCCAGCUGCUGUGCUGGCCAUGAACACCACACGCUCUGCAUUCUCCUUGCAGCCCCUGCUGCUGAACGCCAGCGAGGACCUCAACGACUCCGUCCCCACCAACCGCAGCGGCGACGGGUUCUGCGAGCAGGUCUUCAUCAAAGCCGAGGUCUUCCUCACUCUGGGCAUCAUCAGCCUGCUGGAGAACAUCCUGGUCAUCCUGGCAGUGCUGAAGAACGGCAACCUGCACUCCCCCAUGUAUUUCUUCCUCUGUAGCCUGGCCGUGGCAGACAUGCUGGUGAGCAUGUCCAACGCCCUGGAGACCGUGAUGAUCGCCAUCCUCAGCAACGGCUACCUGAUCAUCGACGACCACUUCAUCCAGCACAUGGACAAUGUCUUUGACUCCAUGAUUUGUAUUUCUCUGGUAGCCUCCAUUUGCAACCUCUUGGUCAUAGCCAUCGACAGGUACAUCACUAUUUUCUAUGCCCUCCGUUACCACAGCAUCAUGACGGUGAAGAAAGCCCUGACCCUCAUUGUGCUCAUUUGGGUGGCGUGCAUCAUCUGUGGCAUCAUUUUCAUUGCCUACUCGGAGAGCAAAACUGUCAUUGUGUGUCUCAUCACCAUGUUCUUCACCAUGCUGCUGCUGAUGGCCUCGCUGUACGUGCACAUGUUCCUGUUUGCCCGCCUGCACGUCAAGCGCAUCGCGGCGCUGCCCGUCGAGGGCGUGCCCCCCCAGCGCACCUGCAUGAAGGGCGCCGUCACCAUCACCAUCCUCCUGGGGGUCUUCAUCGUCUGCUGGGCGCCCUUCUUCCUCCACCUCAUCCUCAUCAUCUCCUGCCCCAUGAACCCCUACUGCAUCUGCUACACGGCGCACUUCAACACCUACCUGGUGCUGAUCAUGUGCAACUCCGUCAUUGACCCGCUCAUUUACGCCUUCAGGAGCCUGGAGAUGAGGAAGACUUUCAAAGAAAUCGUGUGUUGCUGCUAUGGCAUGAGUGUGGGACAGUGCAUGCUGUAA
Melozone crissalis (California towhee) is the source of this 1092-nucleotide messenger RNA. RefSeq names its product melanocortin 3 receptor (gene MC3R). The record is from RefSeq and is a predicted model, not a curated record. Lineage: Eukaryota; Metazoa; Chordata; Aves; Passeriformes; Passerellidae. The transcript has a single exon. Gene Ontology annotation, molecular function: peptide hormone binding; melanocyte-stimulating hormone receptor activity. The coding region runs from base 1 to 1092 and encodes 363 amino acids. Gene Ontology annotation, cellular component: membrane. Gene Ontology annotation, biological process: G protein-coupled receptor signaling pathway.